Messenger RNA from Symbiodinium sp. CCMP2592, 1116 nucleotides. The record is from the annotation of a GenBank genome assembly. Lineage: Eukaryota; Dinophyceae; Suessiales; Symbiodiniaceae.
AUGGAUCAUGAACUCGGGAUCUUGCUCCGCAGUGAUGCCACGGUGAUUGGCCCUCUGAAGUGUCUUCCCGGAUGGGGAGGGGCUGAGCUUCUUCGUCGGGGGCUAGGAGGUGAUCAAUCUGGAAGACUUCCUCCGCGCUGCUCCCCUCGCCCGCUGCCUAUCGCCCCGACCCAAGCUCUUUCCAACGCAACCGCAGGCGGUCAACUUUCAGGUGCAGGCAGCUGCCUGUCCAGACUUCUCCAGACCCUUACAAGCUUGCAAGAGGCAGGUGACCUGCCAGUGCCAGUACUACCGAGACCAGGAAGGCUGGACGCGGCUUCGACAGCUUGGCGACCUCGCAGAGAUUGGCACCCAGUAAGCACGACGAGUGAGUCGCCGCCCGGAGCCUCCUCCGCUCCAAGCGGGGACGAAGCUCUGGCGAUCCAGCUGCAGUUUGGAGACCCCAUCGCUGCACUGCUGCCGGAUGUCCCUCAUCCGGUUCGGAUGUCGGAGCAUGGAGAGUACUCCGCAUCUGAGCAUGGCGCCAUAGAUCAAGCCCUAGCACUUGCUCUCAGCAUCGCAGAAACUCGCAGUGGGGAUCCGGAUGAUCCCUCCGCCAAUGCUCCAAACUUUCGUGCUGAAGCUAGGCAACGGGUGCAAGCCCGACGAUUGGCAUCUUUGCGACAGCCCGACAUCAAUUCCCGGGUCAACGAGAGAGACGCUGCUGAGCCAGGAGCUGCAGGCGAGCCUGAUGAUGCUGACGGCUUCUAUUCUCGACUCUGGGGCCUGGACGCCGCGCAGACCCACAACCGCGAUGAUCACAGAUCGCGACGCAGACACUGGCAAUCUCGCCCCUCCACGACACCGACGACACCUGCACCUGGAGGCGGAAGAGGUUCUGGCUCCAGGCCGCCCCGAUCCCGGCCAUCUCCAGCGACAUCGGCAGAGCCACCAAUGGUGCCGGAUGUCGCCAGCUCCGCCCCGACAGCCAUCAUCUCGUUUUCUCCCACAGAUGGGCCGGCAGAGGCCUGUGCCAUCUGCUGUGAGCAGUUUGUGGAAGCUGAUCGUCUACGCCUGCUUCCCUGUUUGCACAGGUACCAUGUGCAGUGCAUUGACCGUUGGCUGGGUCAAAGUUGG